GAAGUGAGCUGUGUUUCUGCUACCGUUCACAUGACGGAAGUGAAAACCGGUUUUGUUUUGAUAAUUGUGUUUUUUCUCUCUUUCUCUCUCUCUCUAUAUAAAUCUAUUUAAACCAAACCGAUUUAGAGCUGUGUUUCGUCUCCUAAUGGGCGGUCUUGGAGUGAUGGCUAAUGACGAAUCUCUGGAUUAUUCGGUUCAUGAAGCUUGGAACGAAGCCACUAAUGUUUACCUGCUGGUUAUUUUGGUCAGUUUUGCUCUGCUGAUGUACGCAAGAAAAAAUAAGAGAAAGAUCAUGCGGAUCUUUACGAUGCCUCCCACGGUGGAAUCUUCUCCAGAGAUGAAUUUCUAUGACAGUUUGCAGAAAGUGCGGCUUAGGCAGCAGCUGGAGAUGUAUUCUCUCUCCCGGAAGUUUGACCAGCAGCAACAGCAGGGCCAGGCACAGGAGUGUGUGCAGCUGUCGAUGGAGUGAACAAGACUGCUGACAGCUGUGUGACAGUCACCUGAGUCACACACGUGAAGAAGCUCUGUUUGAUGCAGAGAUGUUUAGGUGUGCAAUAUUUCAGCUGCAACAUUUUUGAAUUUCUUUUGUCAUUCAGAAGUCUGAACAUGAGGAAGACACACACACACACACACACACACACACACACACACACACACACACACACACACACACACACACACAAUUUUCUUAGUUGUGUAAUUGUUUAUACAUGCAGAAUAAGAGAUAGGGAUUAAAGAAAACUACCUUGUAUGAGAGAUACAUCUGAAUUAUGAGCCGUUGCUGCCAUCUAGUGGUUAUUAUAGGUUUUGCAGUUUAAUGUUUAAGCGAGAUUUUUCUUUUUUUCUGAUUCUACAGCUGGUUAAUAAAUCCGAAUGAUUAGAAAUGCAGGCAUAAUUCUACUAUUAUCUUUUAAAAAAUGUACAAAUAUAAAUAUUAUGUAGGUUAUAUGUGUGACCUUCAGUUUAGCAGGUUUCCAUGAUGGUCUUCUAUUUUACUACUGUACUGUUUUGAUUAUUAUUAUUAUUAUUAUUAUUAUUAUUAUUAUUAUUAUUAUUAUUAUUAGUAGUAGUAGUAGUAGUAGUAUAAUUGUUUAAUAAUGAUAAUAAUAAUAAUUAUUAUUAUUAUCAUUAUUAUUAUUAGUAGUAGUAUAAUUGUUUAAUAAUAAUAAUAAUAAUAAUAAUAAUAAUGAUAAUAAUAAUAAUAAUAAUUAUUAUUAUUAUUACUUUACAUUUUGAACGUAAUGCAUUUUGAUAAACCAAGUCUGAGACAUGUCGCCCUCUGGUGGCUAUUUGAAGUAACAGCAUGUUUUGUACAGCGCUUGUAUUAUGUACAGUAUUACAUGUAAUUCUGCUAUUAUAAGAAGCAGUAGUACUAUUAGUAUUUUUGUUAUUGUUUUGGGAGCUAUGAUGUAUAAUUUGUAGUUAAAAUCUUUUUAAACAAUG
Molecule: messenger RNA, 1443 nt
Organism: Tachysurus fulvidraco (yellow catfish)
Lineage: Eukaryota; Metazoa; Chordata; Actinopteri; Siluriformes; Bagridae
Gene: smim19
Product: small integral membrane protein 19
Exons: 3
Coding region: 146-469 (107 amino acids)
Source: RefSeq, a predicted model, not a curated record